Wallemia ichthyophaga EXF-994 is the source of this 2436-nucleotide messenger RNA. Its product is annotated as pH-response regulator protein palA/RIM20. The transcript is spliced from 5 exons. The record is from RefSeq and is a predicted model, not a curated record. Gene Ontology annotation, cellular component: endosome. Lineage: Eukaryota; Fungi; Basidiomycota; Wallemiomycetes; Wallemiales; Wallemiaceae. Bases 1 to 2436 code for a protein of 811 amino acids. Gene Ontology annotation, molecular function: protein binding.
AUGAACCAGCUCGCAGUGCCAUACAAGCAAGCCAGCGAUAUUGACAUACCCAGCGCUGUAAAUGACUUUCUAACGCGUAAGAAUAUUCCUCCACAGUCGCUCGAAAGCGAUGUAUCCCGCUGGAGUGAUUUGCGACGUCGCUGCAUGCUACAACACGCCCAAAACAGCUUCCCUGAAUAUCUCCACCAGCUCACGUACAUAUCCACAAGACUCCCGCGCGACAUAAUCUCUUUCGACUUUGCCACCCCUUUCCCCCACACCGCCGCCUUCUCUACCGAGGAAAGCUACGCGCUCGCCGAUAUCCACUACGAGAAGGCCGCGCUGCUGUUCAACAUAGCCGCCGCCUUCUCCCAAUCCGCCGCCCAGCGCAGUCGCGCUUCCACUGACGGUAUCAAAGCUGCUAUCCAGGAUCUGCAGCUGUCUGCCGGUGCGUUCGACUUGCUCAGCGACUCCCUCAGCGCCCUCAAGACCCACACUGCCACCACCCCCGACCUCGCACCAGACUACAUCCGCACGCUCUCCACCCUCAUGCUCGCCCAGGCGCAGGAAUGCUACUGGCAGAAAGCCGUGCUGGAUAACCUCAAGAACGGCUCUAUAGCCAAGGUAUCGAUGGGUGUAUCCAAUCUCUACGAAGAGGCCUGCCAAUUCGCCCUCAACUCUACUCCUCCUCCCGCUGAUGCCCUUCCUCCGAUAUGGAUCGCGCAUAUGCAGGUAAAGGCACACCACUUCGCCGCUGCCGCGCAGUAUAGGCGCAGUCUCGAUGAUCUCAGUGCGAGCAGAUACGGACACGAGCUUUCUCGUCUCAAUCUCGCCUCGGAGUUAGUAAAGAAAGCGAUAGACUUCACCCAUCGCAAUCGAGUCCUGGAAGCAGUGAGACACGAUCUCAAAGGUCUGCACGAGACGGUGCUAGAGAGUCUAGCGCGGGGGACGAAAGACAACGAUUUGAUCUACCUGCACGAUGUGCCAACGCCGCACCAUCUGCCAGCGAUAGCGCCAGCGCGUAUGGUUAGAGGUGUAGUGGGGGUGUCACUGACGAGUCAACACCCUACCAUCCCUCCAGACGCCCUCCUCUUUGCACGCCUUACGCCCCUUGCUGUCGACGCGGCGUGCGAGCUGUGGGGCAAUCGCAAACGCAGCCGUGUGCGCGAACUUGAACAACAUACAGCCCACCUCGACAAGAUGCAAGCAGAGGCACUACACGCUCUUAAUCUCCCAGGGUCGCUGCAAGCGGGUGAUCGCCGCGCUGAUAUUCCCCCAGGUCUACUCAGGAAAACGGAGGAGGUGGGAUCUGAUGGUGGCUUAAACCUGCUCGACCGCCUCGUUGAUGAUGUUCAACUCCUCGCUCUUGGCUGCGAAGGCGUGCUCGACGAGGCUGUCGACUUGCUCGCGUUGGAGGAGGACGAAGAUGGCCGUGUGCGUGCACAGCAAUCUCAGUCGCAGCAUGAAAACGAUGCACACACAAACACAGCCGGUGUCGCCGAUGUGCAAGUCUCGUCUAUCGCUCACGCGCCCCUCGCGCAAGAGAUACAGUCGCUGCAGCACACCCUAGAGGCUGCGUCGCGGUCAGAUGGGAUAGUUCAGCAGAAAAUGGCGGCAGCACGAGCGGAUUUGGAGCUUAUAUCGUCGGAUGUGGAGUGCAUCAGACGGUCGUUGCCUAGUCAUAGCCAUACAGCACACGUACAUACUCAUGCGCACUCCCUCCCCGUCGACGAGAACACUCGCAGCCUGCGCAGUGCACUCGAGAAACUCGACGAUCUCGCGGAUGAUCGCAGAGUGCUUGUGCAGGACGUGAAGAGUAUUGUCAAACGCGACGAUAUCCGCACCAAAAUAAUCAGAGUGUUUGAGGAGAGCAAGCGGAGUGAGAGUGGAGUGAGCGAGGAGCACAACCAAAACAAUCAGCACACAGACACUGACACUGACACUGACACACUCAGCCAAUCAAAUAUGGCUAUAUUCGACGCCCUCUUUGAAGAUGAGAUGCGCAAAUACGACGAGAUUUUCACAGAACUCGAGACUAAUAGUAGCAGCCAAGAUGCGCUGCUUAGCACCACGCGACAGCUAUACAGCUUAUUCGAGAAGCGCAAGCAGACAGACGCGGGUUACGUCGCGCGCCAAGACAAGCUGCAAGCGCUCGACCUGGCCUACUACACGUAUAUAGAGAUAAAGAAUAAUCUCAACGAGGGACUGCAGUUCUACAACAAUUUCAGUCAGCUAGCUCAUGGACUGAAAGGCGGGGUGGACAAGUUUAUUCAUCACCGCAGACUUGAGAGACAAGUGGCGAUUGAGAAGUUGUCUAAGCACAUAGAGAGCCUCACGCUGCACGAGAGCAGAGAGAGCAUCACUAAUUCCCCUCUUAAAUCCUUUGCGAGGAUACCUGAUUCUCCUUCUCAUCAGUUCGGAGAGUGGGAUGAGAGUAAGCCGAUACGGUUUGGAUGA